Messenger RNA from Pedinophyceae sp. YPF-701, 516 nucleotides. Lineage: Eukaryota; Viridiplantae; Chlorophyta; Pedinophyceae. The record is from the annotation of a GenBank genome assembly.
AUGUUCGUGGGCGGGGGCGGGCAGGGCGGCCCCCUGUCGUGCAACAGGGCGUUCUUCAUGGCGCUCAUAUUCGUCUUCCUUCUCCUUUCGACGCUGAACGAGAUGCCCGCGAACAAGAACAAGCGCCUCGACGUUCGCCCACCAGGCGCAGACGGGCAGUCGGAGGAGCGGCGCGGCCCGGACAAGGAGACGGUGAUGCAGAAGAUGGUGUACGACCUGUCGCUGGACAACGAGUCGCUGGACCGCGAGAACCGCCAGCUGAAGACGUGGCUUCUCGCGCUGCGCAGAAACACGCGGUCGCAGCCGGCGUGCCGAUUAGACGAAGACAGCGAGGCGCUCCUGGCGAAGUUCGAGGCGCUGCUAGCGGGCGGCGAGGACGCGCAGGCUGGGAAGGCCGACGACGCGGGCGCGAAGACGGCGGGCGACGCAGCGGAGGGCAGCACCGCGGGCAGGAGCACGGCGACGGGCGGCGACGCACAGGACGGUGCGGCGGAUACGGGUGAUCGGGGGGUGUAA